Messenger RNA from Clarias gariepinus (North African catfish), 785 nucleotides. It is a transcript of the gene tma7, whose product is annotated as translation machinery associated 7 homolog. The transcript is spliced from 4 exons. The record is from RefSeq and is a predicted model, not a curated record. Bases 97 to 291 code for a protein of 64 amino acids. Lineage: Eukaryota; Metazoa; Chordata; Actinopteri; Siluriformes; Clariidae.
UGGUUGCAAGCCGCCCAAAAAAAAACUCCAAAGAAGAAGAAGGCGAAGACUUGCUGCUUCUCAGUUCACCCUCGCACGCGUCCGUUUCUAUUCAAGAUGUCUGGAAGAGAAGGCGGUAAGAAGAAACCCCUGAAGGCUCCCAAGAAACAAAGCAAGGAGAUGGACGAUGAUGAGAUGGCUUUCAAGCAGAAGCAGAAGGAGGACCAGAAAGCGAUGGAUGCGAUGAAAGCCAAAGCAGCAGGAAAAGGACCCUUAGGUGGCAGUGGAAUCAAGAAGUCUGGAAAGAAGUGAAUGAGAAAUGUUUUUUCCCUUCAUUUGGGAACUGUUAUGUGAAAAAUGCAAUUUGAUUCUGCUGUGGGGCCACAAAUGCAAAUAUACACACUUUGUUUUUGUUUUUUUUAAAUCCUCCUGUGGGGAUAAGAGGAAAAACACAUAAAUAAAGUUUUUCUAUGUAACUUGUGGGGAAUCACACACUUUUUAUUACAUAAAGAAAGAUGUACAAAACAAAUACAUAACAUUGCAGAUUUUAAAAUCUUCUUUUUAAUUUUAAAAAUUGCAUCAAUGCAUUUGCUUUUAGAAAAUUGGUUCCUUUUCUCCAAGUCUUCAACCAGUGGUGGUGAUUUAUUUAUUUAUUUUUUUCAUCUUCCUGGUGACAUCUAUUUGCUGGUUAUGGCAGAGGCUAAAGCAAGAAGGUUUUUUUUUUUUGGUAGGUUAAAGUGAUUCCUAUGUAUUUGAUCACAGUAGGUAAUAUGGAUGUACAAAAUAAAGAAUUAUACUUACUUUGA